Messenger RNA from Armigeres subalbatus, 2994 nucleotides. RefSeq names its product TNF receptor-associated factor 4 (gene Traf4). The record is from RefSeq and is a predicted model, not a curated record. Lineage: Eukaryota; Metazoa; Arthropoda; Insecta; Diptera; Culicidae. Gene Ontology annotation, molecular function: protein binding; zinc ion binding. Bases 579 to 2033 code for a protein of 484 amino acids. The transcript has 3 exons. Gene Ontology annotation, biological process: tumor necrosis factor-mediated signaling pathway; protein K63-linked ubiquitination; regulation of apoptotic process.
GUGAAUCAGUUGCUUCCAACUCGUUCGUCAGCAAGGACGUUCAUAGAACUGAAGUCGUACGGAAAGUUCUAAGUGAAGAGGAUCUUUUUGAAAGUUGCAAGGUUUAAUUUUUUUUAUAAAGAACACAAGAUUCAUUGAGAAGAAGGAUUGUGUAACGUGAUCGUUCUGUUUCCACGAUAAUCGCUUCGAUCGUUAUAUAGCAACGUGUGUGAUCAUCAUUGAGAGAUUGGAGAGAUCGAUCAGAGUGUCGUCGUCUGGAUCGGAAAUUGGAUAUCAAGUGUCAUACAGUUUUGUUAAGAGUUUCAUGGUUCAAUAAAACCAGCUGCUACAGAGGAAGCUAGUGAAGCACUACAUACGAUCGAUAUAUUUUUUGUGAUGUGUUUUAUGUGAAUGAUUUUGAGAGGAUCAAGUGUGUGAUUUCUUGUUGGGGCAAAAGGAAAAAGGAAGAUCCGCUUCCGGUGCGAAGUAUUUUUUCUCCUCUGAAGUGCAAUCAAGUGAUCAAACUGGAACCAUCCGUUUCCGAUGGUAAUUUAAGUAGAACUUUCGGCAUCAACACGGCACACCAGUCUUGCGUCACCAUGGUUCGAAGUCUGUCGCAGUGGACCAAAACGCUGAGCUUUCCGGCCCGGAUCUCGCCAAACCGAAACUCGAAAGAGUGCAACGUGAACGUACUGCCAAUUACGCCGCCACCGGCACCGCCGAGGAACAAGUCGACCACUUCGACGACCUCGUCGUCAGCAUCGUCCGCUUCGUCGUCGUCGGCGCUGUCCAAUUUGUCGGCCACCUCGUCGCCCUCCCCACCGCCGAACGUUCCGAUCACGGAAAUCAGCCAAAUUAUCUACCCGGACCCGGAGUCGGAGAAGGCCAUCAUGGGAUCGCUGGUGUUCUGUAUCCAUCACAAGCAGGGCUGCAAGUGGUCCGACGAACUGCGCAAACUCAAGGCUCACCUGAACACCUGCAAGCACGAUGCCAUCCCGUGUCCCAACAAGUGCGGCUCGCAAAUCCCGCGGGUCAUGAUGACUGAUCAUCUGGCCUUCACCUGCAUACUACGUCGUGCCAUCUGCGAGUUCUGCAACGUGGAGUUCACCGGAAUCGGCCUCGAAGAGCACGCGGGAACCUGCAGUUCCGAGCCGGUCUACUGCGAGUCCAAGUGCGGAACCCGUGUAGUGCGUGGCCGCAUGUCCAUCCAUCGUGCCAAAGAUUGUGCCAAGCGGCUGCGACGAUGUCCGCACUGCAGCCGAGAGUUCAGCGCCGAUACGCUGUCCGCUCACGGUGCCACGUGCCCACGAAGCCCAGUGCCAUGUCCCCAGCGUUGCGAUGCAGGCCCAUUCGCCCGGGCUGACCUCGAAGGUCACCUACGUGACGAAUGCAAAGCCCUAUCGGUACCGUGCACCUUCAAAGAGGCCGGCUGCCGGUUCAAGGGACCGCGUCAUCUACUGGAAGCUCACAUCGAGUCCAACACCUCCGCUCACCUGUCGCUGAUGGUUUCUCUGUCAGGUCGGCAGGGGCAGCAAAUCAACAUGCUCAAAAACGCUAUGGCCAAACUCAGUACCAACUACACCGGAACGCUACUGUGGAAAAUAACCGACUGGUCCGCUAAAAUGAUCGAAGCCAAAAGCAAGGACGGUCUCGAGCUGGUCUCGCCGCCCUUCUACACGAGUCAGUACGGUUAUAAACUACAAGCCUCCAUGUUCCUGAACGGUAACGGACCCGGUGAAGGAACGCACGUUUCCGUUUACAUCAAAGUUCUCCCCGGCGAGUAUGACGCCCUUCUGAAGUGGCCAUUCUCCCAUUCAGUGACCUUCACAUUAUUUGAGCAAGGAACCCUCGGUAGCCAAGGUGGAGUUGCGGAAUCCUUCGUUCCGGAUCCAUCGUGGGAAAACUUCCAACGCCCUUCCACCGAGCCGGACGCCCUUGGAUUCGGAUUUCCACGGUUCGUGUCCCAUGAGCUGCUCAACCGUAGGCCAUUCGUCCGGGAAGACACCGUCUUCCUGCGCGUCAAGGUAGAUCCCAGCAAAAUCGUCGCCGUGUGAAACGGCUAACGAAGAUUGAAACAAAAAAAAUAAAAGACUCCUAGUUCGUAAGCGUUAAACCCAUGAUUACCCACAACGAGAGAACAAUGAACUGCAUUUAUAAUACGAUUCGCACUCUGUAAAUAUAGUCGAGUGAAACUAACAUACUGAUUAGUGUAGCGAUUGCCAGAGGGAACCUCUCGAUCGCAUGUGUACAUAGACCACGAAUUUCGAAACCAGAGGUCGGCCCUCGAAACUCUGUAAAAGCACACCCGAGCGAUCAACGCCACAACGAAACAAAUCAGCUUGACAAUCUCAAUGUUUUAAGUUACGAUUUUGUUAAUGUAUCAUGUUUAAAGUCCUUCCCAACCGUAUCGUUCCAAGGAGUUACUCAGCUGAGGUCUCUUAUUAUGAACAAUCGAGUAUCGAUAGACGAGAAAGAAGUAAUACUACCGCUGGAAUCAUGCCAAAGUUUUGUUUGGAUGGCUUUGCGCAACCUGACCCGGGUCCAUCACCCACCACGGUUAGGCAAAGCUUACAUCAUAAUCAAAAGCUCUGUCCUCUAAUAGAACACCCUUGUCUUUCUAAUGUUUUUCUCUCUCAUCUGUUAAAAUUUUUAGUUCUAGUAAAAAUUUUCCCAGACUGUCUAAUUUCUACUUCAAAGAUGAGGGUUAUUAUUUUGUCGAUUGAACAUAGAGGUCAGAUGGAAUAACUUUUUCUUCACCUAACAUUAAGUAAGUUUUCGAGUCAUUAGAAUAUAGGGAUAAUUGUUAAAUAUCGGUUUUUUGAUUUAAACUCCCUAGUGUUGGCGAAAUCACGCGCCGUGAGCAUAGUUCUGUGGAGAUCAAAGCUAGGGAACCAUUUCAAUACAAAUGUAGUUUGCUAAGCCGUAUUUAACCAUUAAUAUUCAUAAGCGAUUACACAGUCUAGUGAUAAGGUUCGCAAUUGAACGAAUAUACAAAUCAAAAUGAAACAAGUUAAA